Messenger RNA from Effrenium voratum, 952 nucleotides. The record is from the annotation of a GenBank genome assembly. NCBI's taxonomy places the organism in Eukaryota, Dinophyceae, Suessiales, Symbiodiniaceae.
GCUCAGCCUCCAUGUAGUUUAGAGGGCUCCGGGCACGAGGUCGCAAAGGACCUGGCUCGGAGGCCAUGCAGGUGCGGUUGAGGUGUUGAGUUAUGCGGUGCUCUUGGAGAAGAUGGCUGUCGAUUUGCAUCCUUCUGAGCGAGGUGCUCACCUGCAUGGGUUGGGUGGCUCUGAAGAAGGAGGGCAUCGUCAUGCUCCCGGCGCCCCUGGAGAUCAACCCUGCACCCAAAGGCGGAGACACCGCAUUCCCCCGGGUCAUCUUCAGCUUCAAAGCAGUUCCCAAGUGGGAGAUCACGCUGAGCGAGUCUGGAAGCGUGUUCGAAAUUCUGAGACUAGAGGCUGAACCACACUAUGUGGAGGUAGAAGCAGCAACACAAGUGGCGAGCUCUUUGCCGGCGAGGAGUUUCAUGUGAUUUGAGUCGGCGUUUUUUGCUUUUGCCGCCGCCCGUGCUGCCGCCAGCCUCCCGGUUCUGGAUUUUGCCAGCUCGGAUCCUGUGUCGUUUUUGCGUGCCAUGGCCCGUCCCGGCUUGGGGCUUGCAGCGUGCGGGAAGACCAACCUGGACGCCUCUCUAUCCGUCUUGGACUUUUUCCUCUUGGGCCUUGCCUCGUCCACUCGCAGCUUUUCCCACGCCGCUCCGCCGGCGCCUGUUCUGGGCUCCGCCCACUUGGGCUCUUUGCCGCCACUGCGCUCCUCCGCCCGCCUUGGCCCCGCCCUUUCCCCGCUGGGCCGCCUCCGCGUUGGUCUUCCGCUGGCGGCGCCGGAUGCCGCGUGGACCGGAAGUUCGCCUUCGGCUCGGAGCGCCGCUCGGUCGGACUUGGCACCAGCGGCGUGGGACUGGGCGCACUUUGGCGCCUCGCCGUCGUCGAAAGGCGCCGCCUGCUUGGGUCCAUCUCCGGCAGUUUUAGCGGCCGCCCGCCUUGGUCUUGCUCUCCUUGUGCCGGAUGCCUCCAC